Messenger RNA from Tarenaya hassleriana, 1635 nucleotides. Its product is annotated as NAC domain-containing protein 92-like. Gene Ontology annotation, molecular function: DNA binding. Gene Ontology annotation, biological process: regulation of DNA-templated transcription. The transcript is spliced from 3 exons. Lineage: Eukaryota; Viridiplantae; Streptophyta; Magnoliopsida; Brassicales; Cleomaceae. The record is from RefSeq and is a predicted model, not a curated record. Bases 282 to 1283 code for a protein of 333 amino acids.
UUUUAUUUCUCUUGCUUUAACUGCUCAGUUUCCUCUUCAAAUCUCUCCAUCUCCAUCUCUCUCCAUAUAUAUAUAUAUUCUUGGUCUCUGUCUCUGUGUGUAUACACGACACGCACCGGCUUGCUCCAUCGUCUUUCCCUCAGGAAAAUUUCUGGGUUUUUCUUGUUUUCUUGAAAUCCGUAAAGGGUUAAUUCACUUUGUUUCUGGGUUUUCGAAUAUUGUUUGUCAGAGAUUAACACAAACACACGUACGUACGCGUAGACUGGUUCCUUAAUUUUGGCAUGGCGGUGGUGGAAGAAGGCCUGGUCUUGAACCAUGGAGGUGAAGAGCUCGUGGAUUUGCCUCCUGGGUUUAGGUUUCACCCAACGGACGAAGAGAUCAUAACCUGUUACUUGAAAGAGAAGGUCUUCAACAGCGGUUUCACGGCGGUGGCUAUCGGAGAAGCCGAUCUCAACAAGUGCGAGCCGUGGGAUUUGCCGAAAAGAGCAAAGAUGGGGGAGAAAGAAUUCUACUUCUUCUGCCAGAGAGACCGGAAAUAUCCGACAGGAACGAGGACGAACCGUGCGACGGAGUCUGGGUAUUGGAAGGCGACGGGGAAAGACAAGGAGAUCUACAAAGGCAAAGGUUGUCUUGUUGGGAUGAAGAAAACACUUGUGUUCUACACAGGAAGAGCUCCAAGAGGUGAGAAGACCAAUUGGGUGAUGCAUGAAUACCGGCUUGAAGGCAAAUACUCUUACCACAAUCUCCCCAAAUCCGCAAGGGACGAAUGGGUCGUGUGUAGAGUCUUCCACAAGAACACUGCAAACCCUCUAAUGAUCAGGAACCCCAUGGAAGAUCUCGCAAGAAUGGAUUCACUCGAGAACUUGGAUCAUCUCUUGGACUUCUCUUCCCUUCCUCCUCUCAUGGAUCCGAGUUUCCCGGGCCAACCCGGUCCGAGUUUCUCCGGCGAAUUCAAACCCAUCAACCCCACACCGGCCCACGACAACCACUACACGUCCUACUUCCCCUACCAAUCAACCCUAAACCCGGGCUCUAGUUCCGGGUCGGGUUCUGCAUACCGCGGACCAAACAGCAACAAGGGCAUGAUCAAGUUGGAGCACUCUCUGGUCAGUGUGUCUCAAGAGACCGGUCUGAGUUCCGACGUGAACGUAACCGCGACAACCCCUGAGAUCUCGUCGUGUCCGGCGACGAAGCACGACGUGUCGGAGACGGCAGUGAUGAUGAUCAAUGGUAACAAGUCGUACGAUGAUCUUGGAGAUUUGGGGAUCUUAUGGGACUACUAAUUAACUUGGGAGAUUAAUUAGUACUAUGCAAUCGUAACGAAGAGUACUAUUGGGUGUUUUUAAUCACAUAUAUACAUACACGCAUACGUAUCUAUGCAUAGGAUCAUUAUGGGCAUUCCCUAGUUAUUACACUGCAUUGAAGUCCUUAGGCGAUUGUUUAAUUAGUUGAAGAAAGGAAAAACAAAAUUAAGGCUUGUGGUUAUAAGUUGGGUUAUUUGUAAUCAUAUAUACAAGCUGUGUAUUCGUGGACACUGUACAUAUAUACACACACAUAUGUAUUUGUAUACUUUCUUUGAUUGAUAUUCUACAUUAUAUCGAUCCAGGAGUUUACAUGGUCGAAUAUUCAGGUGCA